This is a messenger RNA of Anarrhichthys ocellatus (wolf-eel), 1177 nucleotides long. RefSeq names its product carboxymethylenebutenolidase homolog (Pseudomonas) (gene cmbl). The transcript has 6 exons. Bases 99 to 836 code for a protein of 245 amino acids. NCBI's taxonomy places the organism in Eukaryota, Metazoa, Chordata, Actinopteri, Perciformes, Anarhichadidae. Gene Ontology annotation, molecular function: hydrolase activity. The record is from RefSeq and is a predicted model, not a curated record.
UUCAGUCUGUCUGGAACUCUGGCUGCAACUUUUUGAGCCCUGCAAAGUACUCCAGAUUGUUUUCUUUUUCAUCGCAAAGACCGGAAAAUACUACGCAGAUGGCCAAUGAAGCAAAGCCCUGUCCCUGUCAUAUCGGGGAUAAGGUGGAAUAUGAAGGGCUCGGCCAGGAGGUCCAGAUCGAGCACACCAAGGCUUACGUAGUGAAACCCACCGCUGCGUCCGACAAGGCCGUUAUUGUCAUACAGGACAUCUACGGGUGGCAGCUCCCCAACACAAGAUACAUGGCCGAUAUGCUGGCUGCUAGUGGAUACAUUGCUGUGUGUCCUGACUUCUAUGUGGGGAAGGAGCCGUGGUGUCCAUCAAAUGACUGGUCCAAAUUUGCAGAGUGGCUUCAAGACAAAAAGCCCACGGAAAUAAACAAAGAGGUGGAUGCAGUGCUGAGGUUCCUGAAGGAGCAGUGUGGGGCCAAACACAUUGGAGCAGUGGGCUUCUGCUGGGGAGGGGUUGCCACACAUUACCUCGCCUUGCAAUACCCAGAAGUCAAAGCAGGAGUGUCAGUCUACGGGAUCGUACGUGAAAGAGAAGACAGGUAUGAGCUGAAGGUUCCUACGCUCUUCAUCUUUGGGGAGAAAGAUGAGGUUAUCCCACUGGACCAGGUGAGUGUCCUAGAAGCAAAGCUCAAGGAGAAAUGCACAGCUGAUUACCAGGUGAAGAUCUUUCCUGGUCAGACUCAUGGGUUUGUCCACCGCAAGAGAGAGGACGUCAACCCCACAGACAACCCCAGCAUCCUGGAGGCUAGGACAGACAUGCUCAACUGGCUCAACAAGUACAUGUAGAGGAGGUCAGAAGAAUCAACAUAGGGAGUCAGUUACAUAUAGCGUGAGUCUGAAAUGGUACUUUAACAAGGUUUCUAUGCACAGGAUUAAAAACUGAAAAUGUAAAAGUUGCCAUUUACAGCAAGCUGAGGUCCCCAAUUGUUAGUGUGAUUGAUGACAUUGCAGUUGUGAGGAAGUGACGUUAAUGAAAUGUUAAUAGAGGGUCCAAACUCUUCAGCACUUUUGCCCAAAAUAUGGAUGCAGUCUGUCGUUUUGUUUAUGUAAUAAUCAUGAAUGAAUUACACCUAUGCAUCAGCUUGCCAACAGUUGUAAAUUCUAAACUUAAAUAAAGAAUGUAAUAC